Messenger RNA from Daphnia magna, 1108 nucleotides. Its product is annotated as DNA polymerase theta-like. The record is from RefSeq and is a predicted model, not a curated record. The transcript has 2 exons. Gene Ontology annotation, biological process: double-strand break repair via alternative nonhomologous end joining; DNA-templated DNA replication. The coding region runs from base 10 to 453 and encodes 147 amino acids. Gene Ontology annotation, molecular function: DNA binding; DNA-directed DNA polymerase activity. NCBI's taxonomy places the organism in Eukaryota, Metazoa, Arthropoda, Branchiopoda, Diplostraca, Daphniidae.
AAGCUUUUGAUGGCUGUCUGCUGUCUGCUUAACUGGGCAUUGAUGGCAGGUCAAUUUUUAAAAAGUUUGUACUUCAAAUAUAGGAACUAUCUUGCUUUCGGCGGAUUAUUCUCAGUUGGAACUUCGAAUAUUGGCGCAUUUGAGCGAAGACGCAGGUUUUGUUCUGUUCUUAGCCAACCCGAUGACGAUGUUUUCCGCGGCAUUGUAUCGGUUUGGAAAAAGAAAAAGCAAGAAGAAGUCAGAGACGAUGAAAGGCAAAAAGCGAAACAAAUCUGCUACGGGAUUGUUUACGGCAUGGGAUGUAAAAGUUUAGCCGAACAGUUGGAAGUCGGGGAAGAAGAGGCUCAACUCUUUGUUAACACUUUCCACGCAAGCUAUCCUAGUAUACAAAGCUUUAUAACAAACACAGUUAACCAGUGCCGCACGAAUGGAUUUGAUGAUGUUGAUGCCUAAUUUUCUUUACAGGUCAACCGAUGUGGAAAAAAAUUCAGGAGGAAAAUGAAUUGAGCUGCUGACAUUGGCCUAUUCUGGAAUACAUCAGUUUGCAUCAUAAUCAGAAAGGUAAUAUUGCCUCUUUUAAUUCCUUAUCCAGUUGUAGCUAUGACUUGAGUCUGCGUAGAUAAAUUUCUUAGCUUUAUUUGAAAUUUGAGGCUGUGAUAACUUUUUGAAAACGACAAGAUAUUUUCUAAACUAAAGCUUCACUAGAUCUACCCAAAAGCAAGCAAUCUUUAUUUCAACAUAUAGAUAGCAAUUACUUGUUACACCAAAAGUACCCCGCCAGGGUGUGUUCUGUUAUUUCCCGCCCGAAUUAUUUUGGGUAGCUUUUUUCUCAGAAUUUAUUAAUCACAUCGUCAUGGUUUCAACUGCGCUAGGUUGGUUUACGUUAACGAUCACAUCAUCGCCGUGUCUGAUCCUUUUCGAUUGCACUAUAUGAUGCAGCGAGUGUGGGUGUAUGUCGAAAAUAUAAAUUACGCAGAAACCUCCAUAGAAGGGAAACUUGUGUGAUUAGCAUCACACACACACACACACACACACACACAAGAGAAUCCAAACACAUCCUUUGUUAUUCAGAUUAUUUUCCCUUUUUUUUUUUUUUUUUAUGUGUAAG